Molecule: messenger RNA, 1254 nt
Organism: Periconia digitata
Lineage: Eukaryota; Fungi; Ascomycota; Dothideomycetes; Pleosporales; Periconiaceae
Source: the annotation of a GenBank genome assembly
AUGCGAUUUGAAGAUAAAACACGCAGGGCCGACGAGGAAGAUGCCUCGUCACGGAACGCCGAAGUUCCUCCCGUGAAAGCGGGUCUGAGAGAUCGGAUUGCGCAUUUCACCUGGCCAUGGUUCUCCUGCACUAUGUCCACUGGCGCUGUGGCGGUCGUGCUUGCUAAUACCCCCAAUACUUUCACCGGCUUGAAGACCAUCGGAAAGAUCUUCUACAUCGCGAACCUGGUCCUCUUCCUCUGCUUCACUGCUCUUAUCGUAACCCGAUUUAUUCUUGUGCCACCCAAAUUCGUCGCUUCUCUACUCCAUCCCGUCGAAGGUCUAUUCUUCGGCGCCUACUGGGUAUCUGUCUCGUUGAUUCUGAACGGAGCACAAUCGUAUGGCGUACCUUCUAGCGGACCAUGGCUGAUAAAGGCUCUGGAAAUCUGCUACUGGAUGUACUGCGCUAUAGUGUUCGUCGUAGGCGUUGGACAGUACUACAUCUUUUUCCAAAGCGUCAAGCUCAACGUCCAGGAUGCGGUGCCGGCGUGGAUCUUCCCCAUCUAUCCUCUCCUUGUGGUAGGGACCAUGGCCGGAACCAUGAUUCCAAGCCAGCCGCCAGAUCGUGGUUGGAACAUGUGGGUCGGGGCGGUGGCCUUGCAAGGACUUUCCUGGGUCGUUGCACUCAUGAUGUACUCGCUCUACACACAACGGCUCAUGACCAGCGAACUUCCCACUCCAUCUACACGCCCGGGUAUGUACGUGUCGGUCGGUCCCGCCGGCUACACGGCCGCAGGCCUCAUUUCGCUCGCGACCCAAGCACCGAACGUCGUGCCGGUAUCGCAGUUCAACCAAGGUUCCUAUCCUGAUGGGAACCUCAUCAAAGCCCUUGGGAUUCUCUGUGGUCUCUUCAUUAUCCUGUUUUCCUUUUGGUUCUUCUGUAUCUCCACUGUCGCCGUCAUCACCGGUAUUCGCCGCAUGUCGUUUACACUGAACUGGUGGGCUUUCAUUUUCCCGAAUGCAGGGUUAACGCUGGCAGCAAUACAAGUAGCAAAGGCAUUAAACAGUGAUGGGAUUCGCGGCAUUUGUAGUGCGCUGACGGUUUUGUUGGUGGUGAUGUGGCUUCUGGUGGCAGUUGCGUGCGUCAAGGCGGUGUGGACUGGAGAGUUGCUCUGGCCUGGUAAAGACGAGGAUAAGACGAUGGAGGGUAUAGGAUGGGGGAGAUAUGGUGCGUUUCCUGGGGAUCCUUCAGGGAGAAAUGGGAAACAGCAAUGA